CACAUCUGCUUCAGGAAGAAAGUGCCUGCCACUCCUGUUGUUUCUACGCAGGUUCAUGCCAGCCCAGAACACAGAAUCAGAUUUAGAAGAGUUUAUUACCACCCAGCCAAGAUGAACAUGGUGAAGAGGAUCAUGGGGCGGCCGAGGCAGGAGGAAUGCAGCCCGCAAGACAACGCCCUAGGACUGAUGCACCUCCGCCGGCUCUUCACAGAGCUGUGCCACCCUCCUCGGCACAUGACCCAGAAGGAACAAGAAGAGAAGCUGUACAUGAUGCUGCCAGUGUUUAACAGGGUUUUUGGAAAUGCUCCGCCAAAUACAAUGACAGAAAAAUUUUCUGAUCUGCUGCAGUUCACAACACAAGUCUCACGACUGAUGGUGACAGAAAUUCGAAGGAGAGCAUCAAACAAAUCCACAGAAAAACAGAGUGUCCCGCUCUCCUCCAAGGAUUUCAAAGCCACAACACCUUCAGAGGCUGCAAGUCGGGCCAUAGUCCAGUUCUUGGAAAUCAAUCAGAGUGAAGAAGCCAGUAGAGGUUGGAUGCUUCUGACAACAAUUAAUUUGUUAGCAUCCUCUGGUCAGAAAACCGUGGACUGCAUGACAACAAUGUCAGUGCCUUCCACCCUGGUUAAAUGUUUAUAUCUGUUUUUUGACCUUCCACAUGUGCCUGAGGCAGUUGGAGGUGCACAGAAUGAGCUACCUCUAGCAGAACGUCGGGGGCUACUCCAGAAAGUUUUUGUACAGAUCUUAGUGAAACUCUGCAGUUUUGUUUCACCGGCCGAGGAGCUGGCUCAGAAAGACGAUCUCCAGCUUUUAUUCAGUGCAAUAACCUCUUGGUGCCCUCCCUAUAACCUGCCUUGGAGGAAGAGUGCCGGAGAAGUCCUUAUGACCAUAUCCCGUCAUGGUCUCAGUGUCAACGUGGUGAAGUAUAUUCACGAAAAAGAAUGUUUAUCUACAUGUGUUCAGAAUAUGCAGCAGUCAGAUGACCUGUCUCCCCUAGAAAUUGUUGAGAUGUUUGCUGGGCUUUCUUGUUUCCUCAAAGAUUCCAGUGAUGUUUCCCAAACUCUUCUGGAUGAUUUUCGGAUAUGGCAAGGAUAUAAUUUCCUUUGUGAUCUCUUGCUUAGAUUGGAACAAGCAAAAGAGGCAGAAUCCAAAGAUGCCUUGAAAGAUCUGGUUAAUCUGAUAACUUCCCUAACAACAUAUGGUGUCAAUGAACUAAAACCAGCUGGUAUUACCACAGGGGCACCCUUUUUAUUGCCUGGAUUUGCAGUACCUCAGCCUGCAGGCAAAGGUCACAGUGUGAGAAACAUCCAGGCCUUUGCAGUUCUUCAGAAUGCAUUUUUAAAAGCAAAAACCAACUUCCUCGCCCACAUCAUUCUCGACGCCAUCACAAAUAUUUACAUGGCAGACAACGCCAACUAUUUCAUCCUCGAAUCACAGCACACACUGUCACAGUUUGCAGAAAAAAUUUCUAAACUCCCAGAAGUACAAAACAAGUACUUCGAGAUGCUGGAGUUUGUUGUUUUUAGCUUAAAUUAUAUCCCUUGUAAAGAACUUAUUAGUGUUAGCAUCCUCUUAAAGUCUAGCUCUUCUUACCACUGUAGCAUUAUUGCGAUGAAAACACUUCUUAAGUUUACACGACAUGACUACAUAUUUAAAGAUGUGUUCAGGGAGGUGGGCCUUUUGGAGGUCAUGGUAAACCUUUUGCACAAAUAUGCUGCCCUCUUGAAGGAUCCAACUCAGGCACUAAAUGAACAAGGGGACUCAAGAAAUAAUAGUUCAUUUGAAGACCAAAAACACCUGGCUUUGUUAGUCAUGGAGACUUUGACAGUGCUUCUUCAAGGGUCAAACACAAAUGCAGGAAUUUUUCGAGAAUUUGGAGGCGCAAGAUGUGCACAUAAUAUAGUGAGGUACCCACAGUGUCGGCAGCACGCCCUGAUGAUGAUCCAGCAGUUGGUGCUCUCUCCCAAUGGGGACGAUGACAUGGGCACGCUCCUGGGACUGAUGCACUCGGCUCCACCCACAGAGCUGCAGCUCAAGACCGACAUCCUCAGAGCCCUCCUGUCGGUCCUUCGAGAAAGUCACCGUUCCAGAACAGUCUUUAGGAAAGUUGGAGGCUUUGUGUACAUUACAUCGUUGCUCGUGGCUAUGGAAAGGUCUUUGAGCUCGCCCCCCAAGAAUGGGUGGGAGAGAGUGAACCAGAACCAAGCGUUUGAACUUCUCCACAUGGUGUUCUGCACACUGACUGCAGCGAUGCGCUAUGAGCCGGCCAACUCACACUUCUUCAAAACAGAGAUUCAGUAUGAGAAGCUGGCAGAUGCUGUUCGAUUUCUUGGCUGCUUCUCAGACCUAAGAAAGAUCAGCCCCAUGAAUGUCUUCCCUUCAAAUACUCAGCCAUUUCAAAGACUUUUGGAGGAAGACGUCAUCUCAAUGGACUCGGUGUCACCCACUCUGCGGCACUGCAGUAAACUCUUUAUUUAUCUCUACAGAGUAGCCACAGAUUCUUUUGACAGUCGUGCAGAACAGAUCCCUCCUUGCCUGACAAGUGAGUCUUCUCUUCCCUCUCCUUGGGGGACUCCAGCUUUGUCCAGGAAAAGGCACGCAUAUCAUUCUGUUUCUACUCCCCCCGUCUACCCUCCUAAAAACGUUGCUGACCUGAAAUCACACGUGGCAACUUCAUCUCUCUCGAGUUCUGAUGCCGUCAUCAUCCAUCCUGGAGCCAUGCUUGCUAUGCUGGAUCUCCUGGCCUCUGUUGGGUCUGUGACACAGCCAGAACAUGCCUUGGACCUUCAACUUGCUGUGGCCAAUAUUUUACAAUCCCUGGUGCACACGGAAAGAAACCAGCAGGUCAUGUGUGAAGCUGGUCUCCAUGCACGACUGCUGCAGCGGUGCAGUGCUGCUCUGGCUGACGAGGACCACUCGCUGCACCCACCCCUCCAGCGCAUGUUCGAGCGAUUAGCCUCUCAAGCACUGGAACCCAUGGUGCUCAGGGAGUUUUUGCGUUUGGCAAGUCCAUUAAAUUGUGGUGCCUGGGACAAAAAACUGCUAAAACAAUAUAGGGUCCACAAACCAAGUUCACUGAGUUUUGAGCCAGAGAUGAGAAGUAGUAUGAUCACAUCCAUGGAAGGUCUGGGUUCGGAUAAUGUUUUCAGCUUACAUGAAGAUAACCAUUACCGGAUAAGCAAGAGCCUAGUGAAAUCUGCAGAAGGAAGUACUGUACCCCUGACCAGAGUGAAAUGUCUGGUCUCCAUGACAACCCCACAUGACAUCAGACUUCAUGGGUCAUCAGUUACUCCAGCUUUUGUUGAAUUUGACACAUCCCUUGAAGGGUUUGGCUGCCUGUUCCUGCCCAGUCUGGCCCCUCAUAAUGCCCCUACAAACAAUGCUGUCACAACAGGUCUUAUCGAUGGGGCUGUGGUCAGCGGCAUUGGUUCCGGCGAACGAUUCUUCCCUCCUCCAUCUGGCUUAAGCUACUCCAGCUGGUUUUGCAUUGAACAUUUUAGCUCUCCUCCCAGUAACCACCCAGUCAGACUCCUUACUGUUGUUCGCCGAGCAAAUUCUUCUGAGCACCAUUAUGUAUGCCUUGCCAUAGUUCUCUCUGCAAAAGAUCGGUCUCUGAUUGUCUCCACCAAAGAGGAACUACUCCAAAAUUAUGUUGAUGAUUUUAGUGAAGAAUCCUCUUUCUAUGAGAUUCUGCCAUGCUGUGCUCGCUUCCGUUGUGGAGAACUGAUCGUUGAGGGACAGUGGCAUCACCUGGUUCUGGUGAUGAGCAAAGGGAUGCUGAAGAACAGCACUGCAGCUCUCUACAUUGACGGCCAGCUUGUCAGCACUGUGAAGCUUCAUUAUGUUCACAGUACUCCCGGGGGCUCAGGCUCUGCCAAUCCACCAGUUGUUAGCACAGUCUAUGCCUACAUUGGUACUCCGCCUGCCCAGCGCCAAAUUGCUUCAUUGGUUUGGCGCCUGGGACCUACACACUUUCUAGAAGAAGUAUUACCUCCUUCAAAUGUUACUACCAUUUAUGAACUAGGACCAAAUUAUGUGGGAAGCUUUCAGGCCGUAUGUAUGCCAUGUAAAGAUGCAAAAUCUGAAGGUGUGGUCCCAUCUCCUGUGUCAUUAGUACCAGAGGAAAAGGUGUCAUUCGGCCUCUAUGCACUGUCCGUGUCUGCUUUGACAGUGGCGAGAAUCCGGAAGGUAUACAACAAGCUCGACAGCAAAGCCAUCGCUAAGCAGUUAGGCAUUUCCUCCCAUGAGAACGCCACUCCUGUGAAGCUGAUCCACAACUCCGCAGGACACCUCAACGGGCCCGCACGGACAGUUGGGGCUAGUCUGAUUGGAUACUUGGGAGUAAGAACGUUUGUUCCUAAGCCUGUUGCCACUACUUUGCAGUACAUUGGUGGAGCCGCAGCCAUCCUGGGCCUGGUGGCCAUGGCUUCUGAUGUGGAAGGGCUGUACGCAGCAGUCAAGGCCCUGGUUUGUGUGGUCAAGAGUAACCCACUAGCCAGCAAAGAAAUGGAAAGAAUCCGGGGCUACCAGUUGCUGGCAAUGCUGUUUAAGAAGAAACGCUCCCUUCUUAACAGCCACAUUCUCCAUCUCACAUUUUCCUUGGUGGGAACUGUUGACAGUGGACAUGAGACCUCCAUUAUUCCAAAUUCAACAGCUUUCCAGGAUCUACUUUGUGAUUUUGAAGUCUGGCUCCAUGCUCCAUAUGAACUUCAUCUCUCCCUAUUUGAACACUUUAUUGAAUUGCUCACAGAGUCCAGUGAAGCUUCAAAGAAUGCCAAGUUGAUGAGGGAAUUCCAGCUAAUCCCAAAGCUGCUACUGACUCUUCGAGAUAUGUCUCUAUCCCAGCCUACCAUUGCUGCUAUUAGUAACGUGCUGAGCUUCUUACUGCAGGGUUUCCCCAACAGCAAUGAUCUACUCAGGUUUGGCCAGUUCAUUUCUUCUACUUUACCAACCUUUGCAGUUUGUGAGAAGUUUGUAGUUAUGGAAAUAAACCACGAAGAGAAGCCUGACACUGGAACUGAAGAAGAGUUUGGAGGUCUUGUAUCUGCUAAUCUUAUACUUUUGAGGAACAGACUUCUGGAUAUCUUACUAAAACUGGUUUACACAUCUAAAGAAAAGACAAGCAUUAAUUUGCAAGCUUGUGAAGAGCUGGUCAGGACGCUGGGUUUUGACUGGAUUAUGAUGUUUAUGGAAGAACACUUGCAUUCUACCACAGUCACAGCAGCCAUGAGGAUUCUUGUUGUCCUACUGAGCAAUCAGUCUAUUCUCAUCAAGUUCAAGGAGGGACUCAGUGGUGGAGGCUGGCUGGAGCAGACAGAUUCCGUCUUGACGAAUAAGAUCGGAACUGUAUUAGGAUUCAAUGUGGGCAGGAGUGCUGGCGGACGAUCAACUGUCAGGGAGAUUAACCGGGAUGCUUGUCACUUUCCUGGCUUUCCGGUUCUUCAGUCAUUCCUUCCUAAACACACUAAUGUCCCUGCUCUCUAUUUCCUCCUCAUGGCAUUGUUUCUGCAGCAGCCUGUUAGUGAGCUGCCUGAGAACCUGCAGGUCAGUGUGCCUGUCGUCAGCAGCCGAUGUAAGCAGGGUUGCCAGUUUGAUUUAGAUUCCAUCUGGACCUUUAUCUUUGGAGUUCCUGCCUCCAGUGGAACCGUGGUCUCGUCUAUCCAUAAUGUGUGCACAGAAGCUGCUUUUUUGUUAUUGGGCAUGCUCCGAAGCAUGCUGAAUUCACCUUGGCAAUCAGAAGAAGAAGGAUCUUGGCUCCGGGAGUAUCCUGUGACCCUGAUGCAGUUCUUCAGAUACUUGUAUCACAAUGUCCCGGACCUGGCCUCCAUGUGGAUGAACCCUGAUUUCCUGUGUGCACUGGCAGCCACGGUCUUCCCCUUCAACAUCCGCCCUUAUUCAGAAAUGGUGACUGAUCUCGAUGAUGAAGUUGGAUCUCCAGCUGAAGAAUUUAAAGCCUUUGCAGCAGACACAGGGAUGAACAGAAGCCAAUCAGAGUACUGCAACGUGGGCGUCAAGACAUACCUGACCAAUCACCCAGCUAAGAAAUUUGUUUUCGACUUCAUGCGGGUCUUAAUAAUAGACAACCUCUGUCUUACGCCUGCCAGCAAGCAGACUCCACUGAUUGAUCUUUUGUUGGAGGCUUCCCCUGAGAGAUCGACAAGAACUCAGCAAAAAGAAUUUCAGACUUACAUUUUGGAUAGUGUGAUGGAUCAUUUGCUUGCAGCUGAUGUUUUACUGGGAGAAGAUGCAUCUCUUCCUAUCACCAGUGGAGGAAGCUACCAGGUAUUGGUGAACAAUGUGUUUUAUUUCACACAACGUGUGGUGGACAAGCUUUGGCAAGGCAUGUUCAACAAAGAAUCUAAACUUCUUAUAGAUUUUAUAAUUCAACUAAUUGCACAGUCAAAGAGGAGAUCCCAGGGGUUGUCACUGGAUGCGGUCUAUCACUGCCUCAACAGGACCAUCCUGUACCAGUUCUCCCGGGCGCACAAAACCGUCCCGCAGCAAGUAGCCCUGCUUGACUCUCUCAGGGUCCUGACUGUCAACAGGAACUUGAUCCUGGGCCCUGGAAACCACGACCAAGAAUUCAUCAGCUGUCUGGCUCACUGCCUCAUUAACCUGCAUGUUGGGAGCAAUGUGGAUGGAUUUGGACUGGAAGCAGAAGCCCGCAUGACUACAUGGCAUAUUAUGAUCCCCUCGGACAUUGAACCAGAUGGUGGUUACAGCCAAGAUAUUAGUGAAGGGCGUCAGCUUCUCAUAAAAGCUGUCAACAGAGUUUGGACGGAAUUAAUUCAUAGUAAGAAACAAGUCUUGGAGGAGCUUUUCAAAGUCACUCUACCUGUGAAUGAAAGAGGCCAUGUGGACAUAGCUAUAGCAAGGCCGCUCAUCGAAGAAGCUAGUUUGAAGUGCUGGCAGAAUCAUCUGGCCCAUGAAAAGAAGUGCAUAAGUCGAGGAGAAGCUUUAGUGCCCACCACACAAUCCAAAUUGUCCCGUGUCAGCAGUGGCUUUGGUCUUUCCAAGUUAACAGGAUCAAGAAGGAAUCGAAAGGAAAGUGGGCUUCAUAAACACAGCCUUUCCACCCAGGAGAUUUCUCAGUGGAUGUUUACACACAUCGCUGUUGUUCGUGACUUGGUAGACACACAAUAUAAGGAGUAUCAGGAGCGUCAGCAAAAUGCCCUGAAGUACGUGACGGAAGAGUGGUGCCAGAUUGAGUACGAGCUGCUGCGGGAGCGGGGGCUCUGGGGCCCCCCCAUUGGUUCCCAUCUCGACAAGUGGAUGUUGGAGAUGACAGAGGGGCCCUGCAGAAUGAGGAAAAAAAUGGUGCGAAAUGAUAUGUUUUAUAACCAUUACCCUUACGUGCCAGAAACGGAGCAGGAAACCAACGUGGCGUCUGAGAUCCCAAGUAAACAGCCUGAGACACCUGAUGAUAUCAUUCCUCAAAAGAAACCUGCUCGAUACAGAAGAGCCAUAAGUUAUGACAGUAAAGAAUACUACAUGCGACUAGCCUCCGGCAACCCAGCCAUUGUGCAGGAUGCCAUCGUAGAGAGCUCCGAAGGAGAAGCUGCUCAGCAAGAACCAGAACAUGGUGAAGACACGAUUGCUAAAGUCAAAGGACUGGUCAAGCCACCUCUCAAACGGUCUCGGUCAGCACCGGACGGAGGCGAUGAGGAGACGCAGGAGCAGUUACAGGACCAGACAGCUGAGGGCAGCUCGAUAGAAGAGGAGGAGAAAACAGACAACGCCACCCUGCUGCGCCUGUUGGAGGAGGGCGAAAAGAUCCAGCACAUGUACCGCUGUGCUCGAGUCCAGGGCCUUGAUACCAGUGAGGGGCUACUCCUCUUUGGUAAAGAGCAUUUCUAUGUGAUUGAUGGAUUUACAAUGACAGCAACCAGAGAAAUAAGAGAUAUUGAAACCUUACCUCCGAAUAUGCAUGAGCCGAUUAUCCCUAGAGGAGCCAGGCAAGGCCCCAGUCAGCUCAAGAGAACAUGCAGCAUCUUUGCAUAUGAAGAUAUCAAGGAAGUGCAUAAACGGAGAUAUCUCCUGCAGCCUAUUGCUGUGGAAGUUUUCUCUGGAGAUGGACGAAACUACCUCCUUGCUUUUCAGAAAGGAAUCAGAAACAAAGUUUAUCAAAGGUUUUUGGCUGUAGUGCCAUCUCUCACUGACAGUUCAGAGUCUGUGUCUGGGCAGCGGCCGAACACCAGCGUGGAGCAGGGAUCUGGGUUGCUUAGCACUCUGGUUGGAGAGAAGUCUGUGACUCAGAGAUGGGAGAGAGGUGAAAUCAGCAACUUUCAGUAUCUGAUGCACUUGAACACUUUGGCUGGAAGAUCAUAUAAUGACCUCAUGCAGUAUCCUGUCUUCCCCUGGAUCCUUGCGGAUUACGACUCGGAGGAGGUUGAUCUUACUAAUCCCAAGACAUUUAGAAACCUGGCCAAGCCUAUGGGAGCACAGACAGAUGAACGAUUAGCUCAGUAUAAGAAGCGAUAUAAAGACUGGGAAGAUCCUAAUGGAGAAACUCCAGCCUACCACUAUGGGACCCACUAUUCGUCAGCCAUGAUUGUGGCUUCAUACCUUGUCAGAAUGGAGCCCUUCACACAGAUAUUCCUAAGGCUACAGGGAGGCCACUUUGACCUGGCUGACCGGAUGUUUCACAGUGUGCGCGAGGCCUGGUACUCAGCGUCGAAGCACAACAUGGCAGAUGUAAAGGAACUCAUCCCAGAAUUUUUUUACUUACCUGAGUUCCUGUUCAAUUCCAACAACUUUGACCUUGGCUGUAAACAAAACGGCACCAAGCUUGGAGACGUUAUCCUUCCACCCUGGGCAAAAGGGGACCCACGAGAAUUCAUCCGGGUGCACCGUGAGGCUCUGGAAUGUGACUACGUGAGUGCCCAUCUGCAUGAGUGGAUCGACUUAAUCUUCGGCUAUAAGCAGCAAGGUCCUGCCGCGGUAGAAGCUGUAAAUGUCUUCCAUCACCUUUUCUAUGAGGGUCAAGUGGAUAUCUACAACAUAAAUGACCCCCUCAAGGAGACAGCCACCAUAGGGUUCAUUAAUAACUUUGGGCAGAUCCCUAAACAGUUAUUUAAAAAACCUCAUCCACCCAAGCGAGUGAGGAGUCGACUCAAUGGAGACAAUGCGGGGGCCUCCGUCCCGCCAGGGUCUGCCGGUGACAAGAUCUUUUUUCAUCAUCUAGACAACCUGAGGCCUUCGCUAACACCUGUAAAAGAACUCAAAGAGCCUGUGGGACAAAUCGUAUGUACAGACAAAGGCAUUCUUGCGGUAGAACAGAAUAAGGUUCUUAUCCCGCCAACGUGGAACAAGACUUUCGCUUGGGGCUACGCGGACCUCAGCUGCAGGCUGGGGACCUAUGAGUCAGACAAGGCAGUGACUGUUUAUGAAUGUUUGUCGGAGUGGGGCCAGAUUCUCUGUGCGAUCUGCCCCAACCCCAAGCUGGUCAUCACGGGUGGAACAAGCACGGUCGUGUGUGUUUGGGAGAUGAGUACCUCAAAAGAAAAGGCUAAGACUCUCACUCUCAAACAGGCCUUACUUGGCCACACUGAUACGGUCACCUGUGCCACCGCGUCGUUAGCCUAUCACAUCAUCGUCAGCGGGUCCCGAGACCGAACCUGCAUCAUCUGGGACCUGAACAAGCUGUCGUUCCUAACCCAGCUCCGAGGCCACCGGGCUCCCGUGUCUGCUCUGUGUAUCAAUGAAUUAACCGGGGACAUCGUGUCCUGCGCUGGCACGUACAUCCAUGUGUGGAGCAUCAAUGGGAACCCCGUCGUAAGUGUGAACACGUUCACAGGCAGGAGCCAGCAGAUCGUCUGUUGCUGCGUGUCAGAGAUGAACGAGUGGGACACGCAGAACGUCAUCGUCACGGGACACUCGGAUGGCGUGGUCCGGUUUUGGAGAAUGGAAUUUUUGCAAGUUCCUGAAACACCAGCCCCUGAGCCUGCUGAAGUUCUCGAAAUGCAGGAAGACUGUCCAGAAGCACAAAUCGGGCAAGAAGCCCAGGAUGAGGACAGCAGCGACUCCGAAGCCGACGAGCAGAGCGUCAGCCAGGACCCCAAGGACACGCCCAGCCAGCCCAGCAGCACCAGCCACCGGCCCCGGGCAGCCUCCUGCCGAGCCACAGCCACCUGGUAUAACGACAGUGGCUCCGACGACUCCAGGCGCUGGUCCGAUCAGCUCAGCCUCGAUGAGAAAGACGGCUUCAUAUUUGUGAACUAUUCAGAGGGCCAGAGCAGACCUCAUCUUCAGACUCCCCUUAACCACCCCCACCCCAAUCCCAUCGAGGCGCGGAAUUACAGCCGAUUGAAGCCUGGGUAUCGCUGGGAACGGCAGCUGGUGUUCAGGAGUAAGCUGACCAUGCACACGGCCUUCGACCGGAAGGACAACGCUCACCCUGCCGAGAUCACCGCAUUGGGUGUCUCCAAGGACCACAGCAGGAUCCUCGUGGGCGACAGUCGGGGCCGGGUGUUCAGCUGGUCUGUGAGCGACCAGCCCGGCCGCUCCGCCGCUGACCACUGGGUGAAGGACGAAGGAGGGGACAGCUGUUCAGGCUGCUCCGUGCGGUUCUCUCUCACGGAAAGACGGCACCAUUGCAGGAACUGCGGUCAGCUCUUCUGCCAGAAGUGCAGCCGAUUUCAGUCAGAAAUCAAACGCUUGAAAAUCUCCUCCCCAGUACGUGUCUGUCAGAACUGUUACUACAACUUACAGCAUGAGAGGAGUUCAGAAGACGGGCCCCGGAAUUGUUGAAGAUUCACCAAGCUGAUCGGAGACCACGGUCUGGAGACCCCGCUUCCCGCCUCCCCCGUCACAACUCGCAGCUUGGAAGGCAUCGAAACAGUCUCCGUUUACACAUCUCUUCACACCACGCGUCUGAAGUGUGGGAUUCAAAGGGAACACUGACUACACGGGUGUAGAGUCCAGUCACGGGGCAGGCACUGUGCAGGGGAGCAGCACCUGCUGAGAAGACGAGGUGGUUCCCAGGAGCGACAUCUCAGUAUCCGACUCUCCCUUAACAAUCGCUGUCUCCAAGAGAAAAUCCUCACGUGUUACCUGUUCUUUCCUUGCGUCUCAUUUUUGUAGAGCUACUCAUCCUCGAUUGGAAAAAUCAACAACUACAAAAAAAAAAGGCUUUUAGAAAAUGGUUGUAAAUCUGACUUCUUUGCAAGUAACUGUGUAUAUUGUAAAUAGGUACAAAGGCCUUUUUUCUAAAUAAGGACUUAACAGCCUGUAACAUGAGACUUCCAACUAAACCACUAAUUCAAUGAAAUACUUAUGGUUUGUCUGACAUCGCUCACCAAUUAAUUAUAAAUAUGUUUUUUUUUAAAUCUUCAAAGACAUUAUCUGUGGUCUUUUUUCCUUUCCCCUUUCAAGCCCAGCUCGUGUGCCUGAUGUCCUUUCUCUCAAGUUGCCCACGGUAUCUCCACUUAACCUAAGCUAGUAACCAAAACAAUGUCAUGUGGACCUUCUUUAGGAAACAGUGUGGGAGAAUAGGAGUCUGGCCCUGAGAUACCCUGGCAAUCUUUGGGCAUCUUGCACAUGGCUACACACCACCUCGGUGUUGUUCUGAUGUCACAAGGCCCCACGUAGACUUCUCUUUGGACUGCCCUGUGGUCAAAGCAUCUGUUCUUAGCACUGCGCCCUGAUGGUCAGGCAAUCCACGCAGUGCAGGAAACAGCCCUGCCUCAACUGAUGGAAAUAUAUUUGCAUGUAACCCAAAUUAGCUUCUCUUGCAUAGAACAUAAGAAGUAUGUGUCUUUGGUGACACUAAUGUUCUACUAUAGCUUAUUUUCCAAAAAAGGGUUAAAACAAAAGAAAAAAGUGUACAGAAUUAACAUGUAAACCUUGUUGUAAAACUGGAUCAUGUCAGAACUGCUUAUAUUUAACCUUUACCAUUU
Molecule: messenger RNA, 11897 nt
Organism: Budorcas taxicolor (takin)
Lineage: Eukaryota; Metazoa; Chordata; Mammalia; Artiodactyla; Bovidae
Gene: WDFY3
Product: WD repeat and FYVE domain containing 3
Exons: 67
Coding region: 112-10749 (3545 amino acids)
Molecular function (GO): protein binding; metal ion binding
Source: RefSeq, a predicted model, not a curated record